AUGGAGGAUAUUUUUCUCAAGGAUUGCACUGCAACGUUUAAGCUGGCUCCGAGUUAUGGAUGCGACGGACGAUUGUAUCAUCUCAGUGGAAGGGCAAACCAUCCCCAGCACGGAGAAAUAGCUUUUAUCGUUGGAUAUGCAAUCAAAAACCGUCAACAUUGGUUGGAUUACGGUGACUUCAUGCAAAUUAUGGAGGGGGAAAACUCAGAUUUGCGGAAGCUGACUCACGACGUUUUUAACAACUCCCUGGAGCUGUAUCCUUGGCUUUACGACGGCACUCGCAGAAGUGGCACGGGCGUCUGGGGCGAAGAAUUGAACCGAGGAAACAUUCUUCUCAUUGAAAUUAUUCGAGUGGAUGAAAAGUUUAUCCGCAAAGGGGUCGGGUCAUGGCUGCUAAAGAAAUUCUUGAAUUCCCCACAUUGCACGUCUGCGCAAAUCAAUCGUCAAAAACCUCAGAAAUUUGACGAAGAUCCACUUGUGCGUCAGAUGCAAGAGGCCAUUCAACGAUAUCCUGUUUUUGCCCGUCCCCAAAGGCCGGUUCCGCAUGCGCAUAUAUUUUGCCUUCCUGGAACCAUUGGUAGAAAAUUUGUAACAGAAGACGACAUCAUUGCAUUUUUCCGAAAGAAUGGAUUCCGACGGGUCGGGCGUACUCAGUUUUUAUGCUAUUCAAGCGACCCGGACCAUCCCUCCCACAAUCUUGCUCUGGCGGAAGACCCUUUAUAUCUUGCCCAAGAAUUUCCUGAGGAACCUGCACCAGAUACAGUCGAUCUACACGCCACAAUUGCCAAAAAGGAUCUGCCUAACAUCGCAGAUGCUAUCCGGAAGCAACACUCGAUCGAUCCCACAAGCAUUCACCAAAAGAAUAUUGUGGGCUUCACACCCACUCACGUUGCAGCCCUUUCACGGAACCGAAACGCAUUGGAGGCUCUUCUUGAGCUCGGCGUACAAGAUGAUCUCAAACUCACGGACAAUAAGCUGGGUGCGACACCAUUGGAGGCUCUGGAAGAAAGCAUGUGUUUAUAUCGCGCAACGAAGGAACACGUCUGGAAUACUUGGAAAGGGUAUCCGUCUGCAGAUUUGAGGUGUCAGUUUCUCCUCAAGAAGGCGUUAAAUAUGCCAUUUUCGGCUGCUACAGAGGAAGAAUACUCCGCGAAGUAUCGGUUGGGUUGUACUUGUGGGCAGUGCUCUCAAGGCUGGCUUUCGCGCAGAAUGAGAUAUCGUCUUGCAGUCACGGCCAAUGAUUUGUACGACACACCGCACGAGCUUUUUGAGAUGGGGUGUGCGUCCGCCAAAGAAUCCGGAAAACCCUUUAACCUUCAAGAUUUCUCGUUCUCUACCGAUCUUGCGCAUAUUCCACCUGUCAUGCACUCAAAGAUGGACGAAGAAUUCUGUCGCCUUUGGCUCAAAUUGUUUCAGACGAUUUACGUGCAGCUCAAAAAGACUGACGGUAUGAUGAUACCAACUCCAGCGCAACUGUCACAGUUUCCCAUCGCGCGUGCUCUCAUCGGCAAAGGUGCAAAGGUGGAAUAUGCGCUCGACCUCUUGACGAAUACGGCCAGGGAUCAAUCACCCUUUGGAGAUGGGACCUUCGACGAGAUGGGCUUGGAAGACUACGAUAAGCUCCCUCGUUGUGAUAAUGACCUGGCAUUUGGUUUCGUUCGGGAAAAGCUAGGACUUGACCCUCGAUUACAAUGGGGGCCAUAUUCAUCUAUCGCAUCCUGUAUGGGCGGUUCGUAUCUAGAGAAUCUGGGCCUUGACGCAGAACGAGCAGAAUGUUUUGAGAGGUUGUUAAACAUGGGCGACAAGGACACGUUGGGUGACGAUGAGGAUGAGGACGAUGAGGAUGAAGACGAUGAGAUGGAGGAAGAUGACGAUGAUGAUGAUGAUGAGUGA
Psilocybe cubensis is the source of this 1893-nucleotide messenger RNA. RefSeq lists its product as uncharacterized. Lineage: Eukaryota; Fungi; Basidiomycota; Agaricomycetes; Agaricales; Agrocybaceae. Bases 1 to 1893 code for a protein of 630 amino acids. The transcript is spliced from 4 exons. The record is from RefSeq and is a predicted model, not a curated record.